Messenger RNA from Ceratitis capitata (Mediterranean fruit fly), 631 nucleotides. RefSeq names its product non-homologous end joining protein Ku. The coding region runs from base 127 to 441 and encodes 104 amino acids. The record is from RefSeq and is a predicted model, not a curated record. NCBI's taxonomy places the organism in Eukaryota, Metazoa, Arthropoda, Insecta, Diptera, Tephritidae. The transcript has 2 exons.
GUUAAUUUGCUGAUAGAAACAAUACUUGCACUUCCUACACGAAACAGUCUCGAUGCAUCAACAGUAACGUGCACUAUUACUUUUAGUUUUGUGCAAAUAUAUAUAUAAUUUUUGUUACUUAUUAAUAUGCCCGUUCCUACAUGCUCGGGAGGCUCGUGUACUAUUUCGAGACCAAAAAAAUCUACUACCACCAAAUCUAAGCCAAAAUCAACUUCAUCAGGAGCAAAAACGACUGGCGCGAAGAAAACUACAGCCAAGAAGACGACGACCAAACCAAAGUCGACAACAACAAAGGCUAAAUCGACGACAACAAGGAAAUCGACAAAUACAACAAGGAAGUCAACAACAGGCUCCAAGACAAAAACCGCUGCGCGGAAAUCAACAACUACACGCCGACGUGACGACAGUUAUUAUAGCUGUUCUUCCGGUGGUUGUUACUAAUAUUGACGAGCGGGACUUGACGCUACUGAGGAAGAGACUUUUAAUGAUUAUGGUUUAGAAAAAGUUGAAGAAAAAAUGUGACCAAUAUUUUUGUUUAAUUUUUUGUUUAAAUUUAAAAAUGUUUAUGUAUUUAAAAAAAUGUAAAAGCUUUGUGAGUUUUAUAUAAAAAAAAAUAGUGCCUACGGGUACA